AUGGACGUGGACAUGGACGUGGACGUGGACAUGGACGUGGACAUGGACGUGGACAUGGACGUGGACGUGGACGUGGACGUGGACAUGGACAUGGACGUGGACAUGGACGUGGACGUGGACGUGGACGUGGACGUGGACAUGGACGUGGACAUGGACAUGGACGUGGACGUGGACGUGGACGUGGACAUGGACGUGGACGUGGACGUGGACGUGGACGUGGACAUGGACGUGGACAUGGACGUGGACUUGGACGUGGACGUGGACUUGGACGACGUGGAAAUGGACGUGGACGUGGACGUGGACAUGGACGUGGACGUGGACAUGGACGUGGACGUGGACAUGGACGUGGACGUAGAAAUGGACGUGGACGUGGACGUGGACAUGGACGUGGACGUAGACGUGGACGUGGACGUGGACGUGGACGUGGACGUGGACGUGGACAUGGACGUGGACGUGGACGUGGAAAUGGACGUGGACGUGGACGUGGACGUGGACAUGGACGUGGACGUGGACGUGGACGUGGACGUGGACGUGGACGUGGACGUGGACAUGGACGUGGACGUGGACGUGGACGUGGACGUGGACGUGGAAUGGACGUGGACGUGGACGUGGAAUGGACAUGGACACGUGGACGUGGACAUGGACGUGGACGUGGACGUGGACAUGGACGUGGACGUGGACGUGGACAUGGACGUGGACAUGGACGUGGACGUAGACGUGGACGUGGACGUGGACGUGGACGUGGACCUGGACAUGGACGUGGACGUGGACGUGGACGUGGACGUGGACGUGGACGUGGACGUGGAAAUGGACGUGGACGUGGACGUGGACGUGGACGUGGACGUGGACAUGGACAAGGACGUAGAAAUGGACGUGGACGUGGACGUGGACAUGGACGUGGACGUGGACGUGGACAUGGACGUGGACGUACAAAUGGACAUGGACGUGGACGUGGACAUGGACGUGGACGUAGACGUGGACGUGGACGUGGACUAA
This is a messenger RNA of Closterium sp. NIES-65, 996 nucleotides long. The record is from the annotation of a GenBank genome assembly. Lineage: Eukaryota; Viridiplantae; Streptophyta; Zygnematophyceae; Desmidiales; Closteriaceae.